Molecule: messenger RNA, 1449 nt
Organism: Penicillium diatomitis
Lineage: Eukaryota; Fungi; Ascomycota; Eurotiomycetes; Eurotiales; Aspergillaceae
Product: KH domain-containing protein
Exons: 8
Coding region: 1-1449 (482 amino acids)
Cellular component (GO): nucleus
Molecular function (GO): RNA binding
Source: RefSeq, a predicted model, not a curated record
AUGGCAGACGAUGAUCGCCGAGCUAAGCGCUCGCGCUUUGACCAGACUGAUCCAGAGCCUCGUCGCUCUCGCUUCGACCGCCGCUCACGAUCUCCGUCCGCCCGACAGUCCGAAUCUGUACGCACUCGUAGUCCGUUGAGUCGUGAGCCUCGAAGCCCCGCUGGAGAGGUCUCGGGCAAAUUGGACCCGGCCGCAGCAGCUGCGGCGGCGGCGGCCAAGAUCAAUGCGCAACUGCAGGCCAAGAAGGGCAUUCAGCACGUCGAUGUUCCUCCAAUUCGCUCGACCGACAGCCCUGGGGCGCAAUCCGACGGCGCAGAUGGCAAGUCCAAGACCGAAGUUUAUGUUGCCGACGGAGACUACAUCAAGGACAUCGAGAUCAACGACUUGCGCAACCGAUACACCCUGACCAAGGGCUCUACUCAGAAAAUGAUCAAAGAUGAAACUGGCGCUGAUGUGACCACCCGCGGAAACUACUACCCGGACAAAAAUAUGGCGACUGCUGCGAACCCCCCGUUGUAUCUCCACGUCACUAGCACCACCAAGGAAGGACUUGACAAGGCUGUUCAGAUCAUUGAUGACCUCAUGAAAAAGGAGCUUCCAAACCUCGUUGACGAGCGCCGAUUUCGUCGACGGGAACCGGAGCAGCAAGUUGAGCGAGAUGAAUUUGGCCGUCGUAAAUGGCCUGACGAGCGCAUUCCUAUCGAUCUUGAGCCCAUUCCCGGUUUUAACCUGCGCGCUCAAGUUGUUGGUCAAGGCGGUGCCUACGUCAAGCACAUUCAGCAGAAAACACGUUGCCGCGUGCAGAUCAAAGGACGUGGCUCCGGCUUUAUCGAAUCAAGCACUGGUCGAGAAAGCGACGAGCCGAUGUUUUUGCAUGUCGCUGGCCCAGAUCCGAAUGAUGUGCAAGCUGCCAAGGAGCUCUGCGAGGACCUUCUAGCCAAUGUUCGCGAGCAAUAUCAGAAUUUCAAGGACAACCCCCCGCAGCACAGUUAUGGAGGCUAUCGCGGAGGCGGCGGUGGUGGCGGCGGUGGUGAUCGCUAUCACGGUGGUGAUCGAGGCGGCGGUGGCGGCUACAGAGAUCGAUACAACGACCGUCAUCAACAACACCAACACCAGUCUCCGGCUCCUUCUGCUAGUCCUGUUGAUCCCGCUGCCUCGGCCGCUGGUGGAGCCGACUACAGCGCAUAUGCUCAGUAUUAUGGAACGGCUGACCCCUACGCUGCGUACGGUGGUUACCAGAACUACGUGGCAUAUUACCAAUACUACCAGCAAGCCGCUGCUGCUCAACAACAGCAGCAGCAAGCCACCGAGACCCAGACUCCUCCACCUCCACCCCCUCCUUCUAACGAGGCCCCUCCACCUCCCCCCCCCUGGCUCAGAAGCUCCCCCACCACCUCCACCGCCAGGUGCCAGUGGCUACAGUGCAGUACGUUCCGAUACCCAGAGUAA